UGUGUACUCACCUUAGCUCCCCAUCCAAGGCCUGAAUGACAGCUGCAAAACUCCUGCUGGUUUGAUUGAGGUACACAUAACACGUCCUCAGACUCUCGCUCAUGGACUCCUGACAGGACAGACAAAAGAAGGCCGUGUGUCGACUGAACCCCAAGGGUCUGAGGACGCUUGAGGGCCGGGCGGCCUCUUGCAGGCCCCGCUCUCCGAGCCUCCAGCCCGCCAGGAGGGAGCGAGGAUGGGCGGGCGUUGAACCCCGCGGUGCUACCGAGAGAGAGCGCUUGAACACGGACAGAGAGAUGGGACACUUGCAGCAGGUUCCGGCGGCCAUGCGAGGACCUCGACGGCUGGGUUGGUUUUGGACUCGACGUUUCGACGCAGACGCACAUGUAGAGGACGAGCAGCUGGGCGAGGUGUACCUAAUGCGAUGGCCAGUGUUUUCAAAUGGGGACAUCUAGUGGCAAAUAGGUGUAAUAGCAGAUACCCGCACCUGCGUACAGUACGUCAUCCACCGAAACGAUGCAAUAUGACGAGGAGGAAGUGUGACGACAACAACACAACACUGUGAGACGAGGGGUCUUCUACAAAGGCUGCAGGCUGGGUGGGACACAGUGGACGUGGAUGGUUUUAUGGGUGUCCUCCAUUGCAUGCAGAUUUACGUAGCACCCCGGACAGAUGGAAAAGAGGGACAGAAAGCCGGGAUACUUUGCCAGGCUGAAGAGGCGGAGACAGCUCAAACAGAGCCAAUCAGAGAAGGCUGUGAAUGAACACAGCGCGGCGGUCAUCUCCUGUCCGGAUGUACUGAGUGACAAUGAAGGCAACAAGAAGGCCGGCCUGCAGAGAGUAACAGCAAAGACACCUGCUGGGUCAGCUGAUGGCUGUAAAAGUAACAACCCGGCAAAGAGGGAGAAGAGGAGGCCGCCAGGGACAGUGGAGUUCUUUGUGGGACCUGAUGAUUCCCUCAACAGCAUCGCCCUCAAGUUCAACAUCACCCCAAACAAGCUGGUUCAGCUCAACAAGCUCUUCUCUCACAGCGUGUACCCUGGGCAGAAGCUGUUUGUCCCUGAUGUGGGCCAGACCGACACCAAGUCCACUGAACCGUCUCUCGGCAAUAGUUCCUCUUUGGAGACAAAGCAGGAUGACGGUCCAAACUGCAGGUCGGCGAGGUCAAUGCAACGGCAACUCUCCCCAAAUUCAGAGGACGAGAGCCCGGCAACAGUUAAAUUCAUCAAGAUGAGCUGCAAGUACUUCACUGACGGAAUGGGAGUGGUGGGCGGCGUGCUGAUCGUGACCCCCAACAACAUCAUGUUCGACCCGCACAAGUCGGACCCCCUGGUCAUCGAGCACGGCUGCGAGGAGUACGGCCUCAUCUGCCCCAUGGAGGAAGUGGUCUCUGUGGCGUUGUACGAUGACGUGUCACGCAUGAAGCUGAAAGAUGCCCUGCCGUCCGACCUACCCCAGGAUCUGUGUCCUGUCUACAGGCCUGGUGAAUGGGAGCAGCUGCCGUCAGAGCAAGACUUGAACCCCUUCAGCCGGUACAAAGCUCUGGAUGCUAAAGAGCCCAUCAUCUUGGACGAGAUGGAGUCUGCCCUCUCGGAAACUGGGAGUGCAGACGGGGAGCAGACGGACAAGUCUCCCUCGGAUGAGGGCUUCACUGAGUUGGAUCCUAUAGUCAACGGUAGCACUGAAGAAGCUGAGGCAUCGUCCUCAACACAAACAUUCGGAAGUUGCCGCAGAGAUCGGGGAGGCCUCCAAGAACCAAAGAGCACCGACGGGGAGGAAUCCCAGGACACAUCGCUGCUAUGCCAAACUAAAGAGACACGGGACGACGAUGAGGAUGAAGGCUUAGCACAGAACAGCUCCGUAGAAGACGGUGAGUCCAUCCAGUUAUCUACAGAGAUGGAAAACACAGGGAAGUUGCACAGCACUCCGACAACCCAAGAAGAAACCAAAGAAGAGCAAGCUAAAGCGACGGAAGAAAUGCUAAAGUGUGCUGAGGAUCAGGGUAUCAGGAAGUUGAGUGAGACUGCAGAACUUUCCGGGAACCUGGAUGCUUCUGGGAGUCCACAGAGACCCGCCAAGGUGGAACAUCUCAGCGAGCAGGAGAGGCGGAGGAAGAGCUACGAGGCGGAGAUGAAGUCAUGGCUGCUGGAGAGGAUGCAGGCUCCCAUUGAAGACAUGCUUUUCUCGUCAGAGGAGAAGAGUAAGAACCCACCGAUGUUCCUCUGCUUCAAAGUGGGCAAACCAAUGAGGAAGUCAUUCGCGACUGGGAUGACCUCCAGCCCCGCCCACUCAUUUGGAAGCUUGGGCAAGCAGCCCGAGUACUGGUUUGCUGUGCCACAAGAGAGGGUGGACCAUUUGUAUGCAUUUUUCGUCCAGUGGUCUCCUGAUGUGUAUGGCAAAGAAGCCAGAGAGCAGGGCUUCAUUGUGGUGGAGAAAGACGAGCUGGACAUGAUCGACAACUUCUUUGGAGAUCCUGCGUCUUGCAGCUGGGAGAUCAUCACAAUCGACGAGGCCAAACGGAGGCAGAGUUUCGGCAGUUGUGAGGAGGAGCUGUGCGCGGACAGCCUGCCCUCGCUGAGCGAUGCCAGCAGUCUGCUGCAGGACACACACAUUGAGAAGCUGGCCUGUCGCUUGCCGGCCCGUGUGCAGGGUUACCCGUGGAGACUGGCCUACAGCACUGUGAUGCACGGCACCAGCCUCAAGACGCUAUACAGGAACCUGGCUGAUGUAGACAGUCCAGUGCUGCUGGUCAUCAAAGACCUGGAUAACCAGAUCUUUGGGGCGUUCUCCACUCAUCCCUUCCGAGUGAGCGAGCACUGCUACGGCACCGGAGAGACCUUCCUCUACAGCUUCUGUCCAGAGAUUAAGGUUUACCGCUGGACAGGCGACAACUCUUACUUUGUCAAAGGCAAUAUCGACUCACUGCAGAUGGGAGGAGGAAGUGGUCAGCUGGGUCUGUGGCUUGAUGCCGAGCUGUACCGAGGCACCACCACCAAAUGCGCCACCUUCAACAACCAGCCGUUGUCUACCCAGCAGGACUUCAACAUUCACAGUUUGGAGGUGUGGACCUUCGAGUAGCUCCCACGGACAUGCGUCACCUUCUGCUCUCACAAAUCCUUUUCAAGCACCGCUUGGAGGUAAAGCUUAGCUACCUGUUUUGAUGCUAAAUGUUCUGUGAGGGGGCGUGGCAGAAAGCAGUCCUUUCUAGAAGGUGGGAUCAGCUUUUGUGAUUGUAAGACCUCGACCUGUCGCACUCCACCUCCAAAAGCCUCCUGCUUUCCCUCCAGCAUGCAGACUUGCCUUAGUGCCACAACAUUUGUCCUUAAGAAGACAUCCCACAAAGCUUUAGCGUAAAGUGAAAGCCAUUGUAUGAAUGUACAGGAACUGAUCAUGGAAGAAAAUGGAAGUCGCUCAGAGAGGAUUUUCACCCUCCACCAUUUUAUGUACCAUUUGAAUGCUGCACUUCCUCUCAACGCCACCUUGACUUUUAGACUGAAUCAUGUUACCUUUCAUCACCGGGAACCACAAAGUGUUUUCAUUCUUCGCACCACCCAAUUUUUUGCAUUGACCAAAUAUAUUAUUUGUCAUAUUUUGAUACUAUGUUUUUGUUUUUACAUUUUUUUUUAUUUUCUAUUAGUAAUUUUCUGUGGUUGUACUUUAAUUUUUAUUUGUGUUUACUAAACUGACGCAACCCAACAAGCACUUGGCGGGACAGAGAAUUUUAUCACUGAUUUUUUUUUCUUCCAUUUCUUGUUAUUGUGUUUUAAAGCCAGUAGAACGGGGGUGUCCAAACUGUUUCCCUGUAGAAAGAUGAAAGAAUGCAGGGACCAUUUGGAUAUUCAUUCACUUAUCUUUCUUUAGCACACUAAGACCCAUGUGAAGAAGAAAUCUGCUCAUAUAGUAUUAGUGAACACUGUUCCUCUCUUUAUAGUCUAUAUUUUUCAAAUAUGCCACAGGCCAAAAAAAAAAACAACAGCCAGGGGCUGUACUUUGGACACCCCCAUAGUAGAAGAACCAUCAGCUUGUUACUUUUUGCACUACAGGAUUUAGUCCGAUGCGUUAUGGCGGAUUUAUGUAAGCAUUUCUUGAAGAGGGAAAAAAAAAAAGACAACAAAGUGUUACAAGAUGUUGUCCAACACCACUAUGAAAGUAAAGGGAUCAGUUGGUGCACUCCUCAUAUGCCACUAACUAAAUCUUCAGAUCACGCAAAAAUUGAUUUACAAUCAUGUUAUGGAAGUGAGUGCAUGGAUAUAUAGUCCUCCAUACACUGUUGUGGGUGUUAGUUAGCGCUCCAUGUGUAAAUGAGCUGUGUUGUAACUGUGAAUGCACCCUAAGUAUUAUUUUCUUGUGAAUCCCAAACUGCUGUCUUUAUGUGAGUAAGGAUGUAUUUAUUAUUAUUGUGUUGUUAUUGCAAUUACAUUUAUACCUGAAUGUUAUAUACAGUAUAUAUACAUUCAUUAAAUUGUGUCUUAUGUUGCUAUGUUAA
This is a messenger RNA of Doryrhamphus excisus (bluestripe pipefish), 4486 nucleotides long. NCBI's taxonomy places the organism in Eukaryota, Metazoa, Chordata, Actinopteri, Syngnathiformes, Syngnathidae. The record is from RefSeq and is a predicted model, not a curated record.